AUGGAAGACGGCCCGCUGCCAGACCUCAGGGACAUCGAGCUGAAGCUGGGGCGCAAAGUGCCCGAGAGCCUGGUGCGCUCGCUCCGCGGGGAGGAACCGCUCCCCCGGGAAGGGGACGCGGACCUCUGCGGGGGGAGCUGCGGCGGUGGAGGUGGCGGCGGCUGCAGCACCAGCAGCAGCAGCAGCUGCAGCUUCCCCCCCUCUGUGUCGUCCUCCUCUUCGUCCUCGCCCACCUCUGGCUCCCCACGACGUGGUCACUCCAGCACUCUUGAGAGGCUAGAAACCAAGCUUCACCUCCUCAGGCAAGAGAUGGUUAACCUCAGAGCCACAGACGUGAGGCUCAUGCGCCAGCUGCUGCUGAUCAAUGAGAGCAUCGAUUCCAUCAAGUGGAUGAUGGAGGAGAAGGCCACCAUCACCAGCCGGGGCAGCAGCCUGAGCGGCAGCCUGUGCAGCCUGCUGGAAAGCCAGAGCACCUCCUUACGCGGCAGCUACAACAGCCUGCACGAUGGCAGCGACGGGCUGGACGGCAUCUCCGUGGGCAGCUACCUGGACACUUUGGCCGAUGAUGUCCCCGGCCAUCAGACCCCAUCAGACUUGGACCAGUUCAGUGACAGCUCCAUCCUGGAGGACUCACAGGCCCUGCGCAAGCCCCCCAAAUUGGACUCGGAGUACUACUGCUUUGGCUAAUGACCCAGUUUUUUGCAUGGGACUGGUGUGCAAUUAACUUGUAUUUAUCCUUCUUCUCUGCUGCUAUUAUUUUUGGUGUGAUUUUUAUAAAUAUAUAUAAAGCAACCUUUUAAAAAAAGAAGCUUAUUUUUAAACUGCUUAAUGAUGUUUCUGUUGAUCCUAAUAGUUCUCAUCUGGACUGAUUUCCUUUUUCUCUCUCGCGUCUGUAUUUUUAUUUAUUACAGUAAUUUUUCUCCCUCUUUUUACAGUGGCACAAGCGAAGUAGGGGGAAAGAACAAGCAAUAAUUCUGUGUUUGUUUCUGUUUUCAGAGCAAGGGGUCAGGGAUUACAUGAAAACCUUUGAUAAAUUUUACAAUAAACCAAAGUCUUAUA
Molecule: messenger RNA, 1059 nt
Organism: Elephantulus edwardii (Cape elephant shrew)
Lineage: Eukaryota; Metazoa; Chordata; Mammalia; Macroscelidea; Macroscelididae
Gene: LURAP1L
Product: leucine rich adaptor protein 1-like
Exons: 2
Coding region: 1-687 (228 amino acids)
Biological process (GO): positive regulation of canonical NF-kappaB signal transduction
Source: RefSeq, a predicted model, not a curated record